ACGAAUGGGCUCCACCAUCGCCUCCUCGGCCACACCAAUCCACAAUUUCUGGCCAUGUCGACGACUGCCUUUGAGUCGGAGGUUCGGAUCCGGCCUAUCAUUGCGACAUGUCGAUCGGAAGUACGAACUCUUGUUUUGGACUGUCUAUUCUGAGGCCUCAAGUCACAUCGCAGAGUCCUCUGGAGAUUUCAUCGUGACUGAUCCGAUCCACAUUCAUUGUUGACUGUUCCCAAAUAAGCCUAAGCAGCUUAUAGUGUUCGGUUCCUGCCCGUGGAUCGCUGUCCCACAAUUCCGGCAACCCCUGGGUGGGAGUCGUGGCCAUGAGAACAGGCCAUGACGAGUCGACGCGUACGCAAGCUACAGAGUACAUUCGCGGCAAAUCUUUUCGUGAACCCGCUAUUGGACAUGUGUACCCCUCCAAAGGUCAACAUAUGGGACCAGGACGCCAUUUCCGAGACGGGAUCUCAUAUAUUUCUUCGACAUGACGGUAACGACUCCUCGCCGCUGUCGUCACCGCUGAUUCUGGACUCUAACGACUUGAGCGCCGUCUUCAUGAACCGAUCCUUCAAAAAUGUUUUCGGAACUCGUGUCCAGGAGAAUCUCGGCAAGAAGUAUUUGACGUUCUGGGCCGGGGAUAAGGGCGACGGGAUUGGGGACGGUUAUGGACUCGCAUACGACGAUACCUACCGCCUAAUCUACAAGAUAUCUGCACAGAAUAUCCAAGUGCACAGUGACCUCCAUGAGUUUGCGUUCACAGGUAACGGAACGGCCCUGGUCACGGGUGUUGACAGGCUUCAACGGCGUGCGUCAGACUUUCCCCAAUGGUUGGUACCCUCCAGAUUCGAGGUCCUGGACGCCAUUUUCCAGGAGAUUGACCUCGAGACGAACGAGGUACUGUUCAAUUGGCGAGCUCUGGAUCACAUCAACCCCAUGGACUCUUAUGAGCCGAGAGGCCCAGGCUGGGAUGCCUAUCACUUAAACAGUAUUGAAAAGACUCAGGCAGGCAACUAUCUCAUCUCAAUCCGUCAUCUGUUUACCAUAUUCCUCAUUGACGGGAAGACGGGUGAUAUCAUCUGGAGACUGGGCGGCAAACGCAACGACUUUGUUGAGCUGCCUCCCGCUGAAGACGCCGAGUCUGCCCAACCCGUGCUGACAAUGAGUUGGCAACACCACGCUCGCUUCGUCCCCGGAACCAAUGAGACCCAGAUGACCUUGUUCGACAACCACUCCAAGCUCACUACGCACGGCAAAUGCGAGUCUGACUGCUCGCGCGGCCUGCAUAUCGCCAUUGACGACACCUCCUCACCCCCGACCGUCCAGCUCCUGCGCGAGUUCCGUCACCCAUCGCAGCUUCAGGCUCAGAGCCAGGGUAGUAUGCAGCCCCUCUCGCCCUCCCCCGAUGAUCUCGGCAACGUGUUUAUCGGCUGGGGGCGGUGUCCGACGUUCACGGAGCACAACUCGUCGGGCAAGACAGUCAUGGACGUGCAGUUCUCACCGUGGCACAGCGACGAGAUCCCCGACGCGCUCGACAACUACCGUGCGUACAAAAUGGACUGGUCGGCCACGCCUUGGUGGGGUCCUGCCAUUGCCCCGAGGAAGAACCAGGAGGGGGAGCUGGUUGUCUACGUCAGCUGGAACGGAGCGACAGAGGUAGCAAGUUGGGUUGUUCGAGGAGCGGCCAGUGAUCUACUGGGCCAGAAAGACGAAGUGCUGUCGAUGUCACGGCGGACUGGCUUCGAGACCAAGUUGACGAUUGGGCAGACGGAUUGGCGAUACUUGUGGGCUGAAGCCGUGGAUGGCAAAGGUCGCGUACUUCGGUUGACUGAUGUUGUGGAUCUGAAAACCACGAAUCUAUCGGUCGCCUCUGACACAUACGACGAUACUGAUUGCUCGUUUCCUCCCUCGAAGGCGGAGAAUCCUGCUCGGUCCCCAACAACUUUCCUGAUAUUCAUGGGCACCGGUUUGGGGGUCUUCAUCUUGGCGUCUAUAGUGGCGGGAGUCUUCCUGUGGCGCCGGCGCAGGGACUACAACCACCUGAAGGCCGAAGAUUUUGAUCUCGACUUGGAGGAGGAUUUCGAUGAUGUGCAUAACGACGGCGAUGAUGUCGAUGUCAAGGACGUUGACAUUGACCCGCAACUAGGCGUGGACGAAGACCGUCGUGCUCUUAUUCCAAAGGCGGAACCGGGGAAGUAGAUACCGUUAGGCCAAUAUUUUCCUAGCAAUGAAGUUAUGAACAGGUUGAGGGUUUGACGGGUAUGACAAGAGACGAUGAUCGAACACCGACUGGCUGAGGUGGCGGGGAUCAAA
Aspergillus sclerotioniger CBS 115572 is the source of this 2307-nucleotide messenger RNA. RefSeq names its product arylsulfotransferase. The transcript has 3 exons. The coding region runs from base 334 to 2193 and encodes 619 amino acids. Lineage: Eukaryota; Fungi; Ascomycota; Eurotiomycetes; Eurotiales; Aspergillaceae. The record is from RefSeq and is a predicted model, not a curated record.